Microsporum canis CBS 113480 is the source of this 924-nucleotide messenger RNA. RefSeq names its product CDP-diacylglycerol-inositol 3-phosphatidyltransferase PIS. The record is from RefSeq and is a predicted model, not a curated record. Gene Ontology annotation, molecular function: CDP-diacylglycerol-inositol 3-phosphatidyltransferase activity. The coding region runs from base 1 to 924 and encodes 307 amino acids. Gene Ontology annotation, cellular component: membrane; Golgi apparatus. NCBI's taxonomy places the organism in Eukaryota, Fungi, Ascomycota, Eurotiomycetes, Onygenales, Arthrodermataceae. Gene Ontology annotation, biological process: phosphatidylinositol biosynthetic process. The transcript has 3 exons.
AUGUCCGCUCGCACGAGAAGGCAGAAGGCUGCCCAGCAGGCCAAGGUCGAGGACGAGCAUUCAGACUCGAACCCGAACGGAAACUCGAACAAGGUCGCCGAGAAGGCGAAUGGAAGUACAGAGAAGCGCGGUGCCAGGCGCAAACGGACGCCGUCGCGGGACGAGGAGCAAAGAGAGAACAUCUUUUUGUUCUGGCCCAAUAUCAUCGGAUACGUCCGCAUCGUCCUUGCAACCGCAUCUCUCUACUACAUGCCUCUGCACCCUCGAACAUGCUCCAUCCUGUACAGCGUCUCGUGCCUCCUGGACGGCCUUGACGGCUAUGCAGCCCGUGUCUAUAACCAAUCCACUACCUUUGGCGCGGUGCUCGACAUGGUAACUGACCGGUGCACAACCGCUUGUCUGCUGGUAUUUCUCAGCUCUGCCUGGCCUCGAUGGGCUAUCUUGUUCCAGGGCCUGAUCAGUCUUGAUCUUACAAGCCACUACAUGCACAUGUACGCCACGCUCACCAUGGGCGGGUCGAACCAGAGCCAUAAGAAGAUCGAUUCUAGCAGAAGCUGGAUCUUAUAUCAGUACUAUAACAACAAGGCUGUGCUCUUCACCUUCUGUGCCAUGAACGAAAUGUUCUUCAUCGGCCUCUACCUGCUCUCCUUCUCUUCGCCGACUCUAUCUCCUUCUCUCCUUCAGCCGAGCUCUGUCCCUAUGGCGCAACCGACCACCCUCUUCGCCAACCCGUGGAGCGCCGGAGCCCUCGAGAUGGCUCGUGCAAACAAGAUGGACAGCUUCUGGCCAUGGGUCCUCACAGGUAUCUCUGCACCUAUCAUGGCUGGAAAACAGUUUAUCAAUAUCGUCCAGAUGGUCAAGGCCAGCCGCUGGUUGGCAGAAGGCGAUAUUGCUAGGCGACAGAAGUUGGGCAUCGCAAAGUGA